Penicillium brevicompactum is the source of this 729-nucleotide messenger RNA. Its product is annotated as chitin deacetylase. The record is from RefSeq and is a predicted model, not a curated record. Gene Ontology annotation, biological process: carbohydrate metabolic process. Bases 1 to 729 code for a protein of 242 amino acids. The transcript has 3 exons. Gene Ontology annotation, molecular function: hydrolase activity, acting on carbon-nitrogen (but not peptide) bonds. Lineage: Eukaryota; Fungi; Ascomycota; Eurotiomycetes; Eurotiales; Aspergillaceae.
AUGCGCUCUUUACUCCUAAUCCUACUUGCGACUCUCUCUCUAGCAAAUUCUACAAAUAUAACAAUACCACCAUUCAUACCACUCCCCCCAAACCAUCCACCCAAGACAAACCUCCAACACAACAUCGUCCUAAACAACUGCACCGUCCCAGGAACAAUCGCUUUAACCUUCGACGACGGUCCUUACAUCUACACAUCCCUCAUCCUCGACCACCUCGCCAACCACAGCGCCCACGCAACCUUCUUCCUCAACGGUCGAAACCGCGGUCACAUAGACGAAUUCCCAGACCUAGUACAAAGAGCCCACCAAGAAGGCCACCAGCUCGCUUCUCACACUCUAACAAAAGACCAAAUGAAACGCCAAAUGACAGCCCUGGAAUCCGCAUUCAUUCGCAUCCUUGGGUUCUAUCCUACUUACAUGCGUGCACCGUACCUGGAGCUCAGUGAUGAUGUGCUGGAUGUCAUGGACGAACUUGGGUAUCGUGUUGUUGGGGCCAGUGUCGAUACGAAGGAUUAUGUUUAUGAUGAUCCGGAUUCGAGUUGGAGGAGUUUUGAUAGGUUUCUUGAUGGGUUGGAUGCCGGUGGGACGGUUGUGUUGGCGCAUGAUUCGCAUCGCAGUACUGCUGAGAUUUUGGUGGAGGAUAUGCUGGGGGAGAUUGAGAUGAGGGGCUUAAGUGCUGUUACGAUUGGCGAGUGUCUUGGCGAUGCCGAGUGGUAUCGGACUGAGUAG